Messenger RNA from Carya illinoinensis, 763 nucleotides. RefSeq lists its product as uncharacterized. Gene Ontology annotation, molecular function: protein binding. The coding region runs from base 250 to 564 and encodes 104 amino acids. The transcript has 5 exons. NCBI's taxonomy places the organism in Eukaryota, Viridiplantae, Streptophyta, Magnoliopsida, Fagales, Juglandaceae. The record is from RefSeq and is a predicted model, not a curated record.
UUUCCCUCAAAACAAAGGGCGCUUUGCCAAAUUUCUUUCAUUAAAGUUCUCUACUUUCCGUUCCCCUUCUUCGAAGACCCUCCUCAAACUUUCAAAGAUCCUCCACUUCACAGAAAAUUUUCCCUGUAACCAAAAAUGUUCUCCAGAUAGUGCUCCCAAGGUUUCACCGGCUCACAAAGUUCGCUUCGCAGCGCACUAAAACCCUGAGACCCACCGGAACGACGCCGCAGAGAGAGUGAGCAGUUGGAGAUGGAGAGUAGCAACAACAACGAUAGUAGCAAUAGUAGCAAUAACAGGCUGCCGCUGUCGGAGGUGGUAUCGGAGUGCGUGAAGCGGUGGUUCAAGGACACGCUCAAGGAUGCCAAAGCUGGGGAUAUCAACAUGCAGAUAUUGGUGGGCCAAAUGUAUUAUAGCGGUUAUGGCGUCCCUAGAGAUGCCCAAAAGGGAAGAGUUUGGAUAACAAGGGCAUCGAGAACUCGCUCUUCGGUUUGGAAAGUUAGUGAUAAGCGCCCAGGUUAUAAUGCCAGUGAUUCAGAUUCAGAUGAAUUAAAGGUUGAUUCUUAAAUGGACCCUAUGAUGCUCCAUGUCCAAAGCAAGCUAAUGGUCUGUCUGGAGCUGUGCCGUUCUCCGUUCAACUUGAACCUCUACGAGAUUUUGUACUUUUCUGUUCGAUUGUUUUUAUAUUUGUUUUUUCCCACAUAUUGUACUGUACAAUUGCAUGUCAUCAUCAAAAACCAAUUUGUCUAGUUCUUUUUAUCUUUCA